AUGAACGAUUCUGCACCCCCGGUAUCCACCCUGGCGCUGUUGGACAAGUCGCCAAACCAUGUCUGCCAUAUCUGCGCCAAGUCUUUCGCUCGAAGAGAUGUCUUGAGACGACACGCCCGGCAUCAGCAUGGAGAAGCUGCUUGCCAGAAGAUGAGCCCACGAUCACGGCGAAAGAGCUGCCUUCGUUGCGCGCUGCACAAGAUCAAGUGCACGAGGGAAUCGACCUGCCAGGAAUGUGGAAAGAACGGAUUGCUCUGCCAGUAUAAUUUCGAGCCGUCGUCCAAAAACAUAGCGCCCAAAGAGUGCGACAGUCAUCUACUGCCGCUUGAGGGAGAUCGACAUCCUCCGUCGUCGCCCAAGCGGCCCAGAUUACAGCUUGAGCAUUCAGUGACUUCUCCUGAGCUACACCUGACAUCCGCGAGUCCGAUGCAGUCUCAGACACCACCGAGUUUGGAAAAUCGAUCAAGCCCGGGGUGGAGCUCUCCGGGGAAUCGCGAAUUCUACAGCGGCAUCGAUGCUCCAGCUGUCGUAUCUCAACCCGACGUUCCCUUUGGUUUUCAAACUACGACAGGUUCUCAUGGCGAUGACAAUGAUAUCAUUCGGGCAAGUGAAAACCAUGGCGUGGAUAGUUAUAACCUUUUUACGCCUUCCAAGCAUGACUCUGAGCUCAUGAGACACCCUUAUAUUGGCCUAGGGCGACGCGGCUCUGGCCACAUGGCUCCAGAACAUUGGGGUUUACUUUUCGACAUGGAAGACACUCAUGCUGUCGACCUCACAUCUCGCACCACAUCAGAGAGUCAAAUGCCCGAUAUGUCUGACGGGGCUUUCCCAGAAUUCACCAUCACCCCAGAAGAUCUAGCAAUUGUGGGUGGUGCACCCCAGCCGACCUCCGGGACAUGGCUUCAAGCUCGCCCACCGCUUAAGGAAUUCUUAGAAGAUCGGGAAGGCCUCCAAAACCAUAAAGAUGCAGUGACUCCCGUCGUUGCAGACACGCGGAGCCCUCUGCUUGAAGAUAUAUAUUCAUCUGUCAUGAGUGGUAGUCCGGAGUUUCCCGGGACUGAUAACGGCAGCCAGCCUACCAUUGAAGCAGGACAGAGUCUGGCCCUGAGAAUCCACCGAGUACUGCAGCAGACCUUGACUGAUCAAACUGGAUUGUCCACGGAUGCCCUUCCCUCUUUCCCAAGCUCAGUCCAGCUCUCGGCCUUCUGGGAUCUGUAUUUUGUUCAUUUUGACAAGCAUUGUCCCAUCCUGCACCGCCCCUUGCUGAAGCCUUUGGCCUGUUCGCCCCUGAUUGCUGCAGUUGUGACCGUAGUUGGGGCCAACUACGCAGAAACGGCGCAAAGUAGACAGUUUCACCAACAAGGAACCUCCAAGUUGUGUGCGCUACUGCAGACUUCCAUUGGCACCGAAAGAAACAAUCGAAACAUCGAAGGAUCAGUGCUGGCUGCAGUCUGCAUUCUUCUCUGUCAGGCAAUACGCAGCCGGAAGAGUGACCAGGCACAGCUUCUGACGACACUCCUCCACGUGAACACAUCCUACCUUGAGAUGAUUGGACUUUUUCGGCAGCAAGACGAACAUGUCGCAAAAUUAAAUUCCAGCCGGACGAUUCCAGUCAACAAUAGACCCCUUCGAGACUGGAUGGCGCAGAUCAAACAAGAAAACGAUCUGGAAAUGCAUCAGCGUUGGCUUACAUGGGGGAAGGAGGAGACAUGUAGGCGACUUGCGUGGGCUUAUCUCACGUACAAUUACCUGUCCGCGGCAUUUCUCCAUGACAGAGUCGCCCCGGAACCCGAGGCGCCUGAUCUCCAAAUGCCUUGUGAAGACAACAUGUGGGAGGCCGGAAGUGCGAGAAGCUGGUCAACGUGCUUUCCGUGGUCACACAAUCCGCUACCCCAGCUGCCAUUCCGUGCCACGUUGCGAGGACUCCUGCAUCAGACGGUCGCUCUGCAGGAUGUGUCGCGCUUCGGGCGCCUAGUCUGCGCUGCCCUGGUUCAUUACGAGCUGUGUAGAGGAUGUUCGUCGAAGGACGAAAGCGAGAGGAAGAAGAAAAGCAUUCCACACCUCAUCAAUGAUGGUGGGACCGAGCAAGUAUUAAGGCUGGCGGCUGACCUGGCAGACUCGUUCAAGAGAGAUACGUGUACCCGGAGCCAACUCUAA
This is a messenger RNA of Fonsecaea multimorphosa CBS 102226, 2157 nucleotides long. RefSeq lists its product as uncharacterized. The transcript has 6 exons. Lineage: Eukaryota; Fungi; Ascomycota; Eurotiomycetes; Chaetothyriales; Herpotrichiellaceae. The record is from RefSeq and is a predicted model, not a curated record. The coding region runs from base 1 to 2157 and encodes 718 amino acids. Gene Ontology annotation, biological process: DNA-templated transcription; regulation of DNA-templated transcription. Gene Ontology annotation, molecular function: DNA binding; DNA-binding transcription factor activity, RNA polymerase II-specific; zinc ion binding.